Medicago truncatula (barrel medic) is the source of this 774-nucleotide messenger RNA. RefSeq names its product transcription factor MYB1. The record is from RefSeq and is a predicted model, not a curated record. Bases 1 to 774 code for a protein of 257 amino acids. NCBI's taxonomy places the organism in Eukaryota, Viridiplantae, Streptophyta, Magnoliopsida, Fabales, Fabaceae. The transcript is spliced from 3 exons.
AUGGAUAAUACCAUAGGCGUGAAAAAAGGUGCAUGGACAUACGAGGAAGACAACUUACUCAAGGCUUACAUUAACAAGUAUGGUGAAGGAAAAUGGCAUUUAAUUCCUCAAAGAGCAGGUUCAGGAUUGAAUAGAUGUCGAAAAAGUUGUAGAUUGAGGUGGAUAAAUUAUUUAAAGCCCAACAUCAAUAGAAAAAGCUUUUCUGAGGAUGAAGUUGAUAUGAUCCUAAGGUUACACAAACUCUUAGGAAAUAGAUGGUCAUUGAUUGCUGGAAGGCUUCCGGGUAGAACAGCUAAUAGUGUGAAAAACUAUUGGAACACACACUUGUUGAAGAAGGUGGUUUCAAAACAAGAAGAAGAAAAAGAGAAACCAAUGGAGACAAUGAAAGCUCACCAAGUUAUUAAACCUAGACCUAUAACUUUUUCAACUCAAUCAUCUUGGUUGAAUGUGAAACACAAUAAUUUUGUGACACAACCAUUAUUGGCUUCAAACAAUGAUGGUUGUUUUCCUAGAGAUCGUGAUGACAAAAUGACUAUGGUUGUUCCUAACCAAAUUGGUAAAGAUUGUGCUUCUUCUUCACAACCAAUUCUAGGUAAUGUCCCAAUACCUUGUACAAUGUGGUCAGAAAGUUUAUGGAACUUGGGGGAGCAAGUAGAUAGUGAGAUAAUUGGAUCGUCCUCUUCAUUACAAGUGGAGAACUAUGAGGAGUUUUCAAUUGUUGAUGACUUUUGGGAUUUCAACAUUUGUGAUUAUGAUUCUCUUUGGGAUCUUUAG